Messenger RNA from Lodderomyces theae, 6396 nucleotides. RefSeq lists its product as uncharacterized. Bases 1 to 6396 code for a protein of 2131 amino acids. NCBI's taxonomy places the organism in Eukaryota, Fungi, Ascomycota, Pichiomycetes, Serinales, Debaryomycetaceae. Gene Ontology annotation, cellular component: membrane; endocytic vesicle; Golgi apparatus. The transcript has a single exon. The record is from RefSeq and is a predicted model, not a curated record. Gene Ontology annotation, biological process: endocytosis; intracellular protein localization; retrograde transport, endosome to Golgi.
AUGGAUUCAUUCAAUGGCGUACUCAAGAGGUUUGACAAUAGUGAGGUGCUCACCUACCUUGUCAGUAUGAGUAGAAAACUUUCCAAACCGCAAGACUUGGACGAGUCCAAUUACAACACCUAUCGUGAUCAGUUGAUCCAACUUAUAGAUGAACAAAGAAAGAGGCAACCACAACCAAUAGCCAAAAAAAAGAAAGGCGAAACCACAUCUGUUGCACCUGAAGCCAAAAUUCAGUCCUCAUUGAAUGUAUUCAAGUUGGUGUCAAGAAACUUGGUCAUGGUUCUACGCAUUCUUUCUUCAAAGAUAUAUGAUGUGGCGAACCAAUUGUUGAACGAUGUGCAUUUGGACGAACAAUCAAACUUGCGCCUGCUGUCCAAAGUGGCUAUAAUUAUUCUUAUUGACCUAUUUGAGCAUUUUCCAAGUCAAUUAGGAUCAUUGAAUAGCUUUUGCGUUGCUCAAAUCUACAAAAUUUUGAAAAAAGAUCCAAAUAUCGAUAGCGAUUUGGUGUAUUUGUUAUACUCAGUUUCCAAAAAUGCAACAAAGCAAGACAUUGAUGACAAAUUGUGUUCCAAAUUGAUCAAAAUUAGUACAAAGUCCAUUUUGCAAGACCCGAUCUCAUUCGACAUGGAGGAUGAAAAAUCGUCAUCAACGGUGCUUUUGAAAAAGAAUUACACUCAAUGUAUGAAGAAUCUUUUGAUAUUGAGUAUAUCAAGUCAUUACGAGUCCCUAUUGGAAGCUUCGGCCAGCUCUAGUUCGGCUGGAGCGAAAUUGAAACCAGAAACAAUUAUGACGCAGCAGUAUCUGUUCCAAAAAAGCAUUCUCACGACGCAUGAAAAAAUAUUUGAGUAUGCAUUGUCUAGUCCACUCAAGGAGGUGCGUGUGGCAGGGAUAGAUUUAUUGUCGAACCUUCUCAUCAAUUUCAUUCCAACAGGAAAUUUUAGUGCAAUUGAGUAUUUGAUUCGAUUUUACCCGUUACCCGACCCCAACACCUGGGAUUCCAGCUUGUCAGCAGAGCUAGAUGUAAAUGGGGAACCUUUGGUGGAAUCUAAGAAGGAGAGAAAUUCCAUUGUCAACCAUGACAGCCCUUUUAUACUAAAGAGUCUGUUGGAGCAGAACCUUCUACAAUCAAGCAUAGCAGCUACUAUUAUCUUCUAUAUUCAAAUGGAGCAAUUUCAAAAUCCAGAAUAUUUGUCGUCCAAUUUGACCAGCAUUUUGCAAAUGGUGCUUUUGAAAUUUGAUGAUUCAAAGUUUGAAAAUGAACGUGUAAUUCAUAUCCAUGAUUCAAAUUGGAACAAAACGUUGUCGAAUUGGCAUGUGAUCCUCGACUAUGUUGUUAAGGAAGCAGGCUCUGCUGCUGGCGAUGUUCUCUCCAGUUACUUGUAUUCAAGAUUGAACAUUAGUAGCAGUAAAGUUACCGACACCAACCAAGGAGAAGUGACCGAGCAGAUAUCUUUGAAUAGAGACAGGAAACGCGAGUCUAGAAUUUUCAGCUUCAAAUCCACCAAAUCUCUGAAAAGAAAAGCCACUGGAUCCGAUGUCAACAUCUACACAAAUCCAUAUCAAGCUUGCCUCGUUUUGUCGGUUAUUGAAAAUAUCAUUCCUUUAGGUGCAAUCAUAGAGUCUAGGGAAGAGAGAGACAGAGAUGAAGAGAAAAAGGGCUUUGAUGAGUUGGAUGAUGAUUUCGAAAUGUCGAGUCCCUCUGAUUCACGAGGCUUGUCAUUUUUGGAAAACACAUUGUUCGCUUUGAUUGCUAAUAACAGCUCUUAUACACGCACGUAUGCAAUAAAGACCUUGUUGACCCAUGCGAGGCUCAACCCGGCCAGUAUAAACCAGUUGAUCUUGUUUGCAUACAAAUUUGUUGACCAAGAGCACAAAAACUCGGAUAAAAUAUCGACAAAGGGCCCGCUCAAUACUUGCAGCAUAUCUUCAGUGAGACUUCUCAGUUACUCUUUAGCCUUGCUGUCAUUGAUCAAACAAACAGAUCCCACAUUGUUACAAAAUACAAUUAUUGUGAGAGUUUUGAGUUUUUGUACCCAGAAUUUGAAGCAUAGUGGUAAGUCCAGUAUCAAAGAUUCAAGCUGUUGGAUAAUAUUGUCCUCAUUGGUCACAUUGUACAGCUUCUCCGAGUAUGUUAAGUUGAAUUCGUCCCAAAUUUUGAUUUUUUGGAAGAGCUUGCUCACGUCACAAUUUCUCUCCGUCAAUUCAAACGUGUCAGGAAAUGAUGAAAUUAACGAGGUAAUUUCUAAUUUAAAAACAAGAGCUUUUGCUUUGGUAUGUUUGCAUAAUUACUUGAAAUCGGUAGAUUUGACUCCCGAGUCAUUUAAACAGAUUCUGUUUUUGUUGACCAAAUCGUACAACUACUUGUCUCAUUUGGAAAGUACGAUUGAGAAUGUUAGUUCUGUGACUACGUUGAAUGCAGCUGGCUUCAAUGAUUACAAUUACAACCCAGAUAUUCUCAACAAUAUAUUAUACUCCAACUACUCAUUCAAUGGACAGUUGAGUCUGGAGAACAUGGUUGUUAGCUUGGUGUUUUACAGUAAAAAGGUGAUUUUGCAAAAUUACAAGGAGAUUGCGAAUUCGCUCAAAAGUGACAUCAAUUCUAAUCUCGUCAUUUUUCUCAUCAAGGUUUUCAGUGAUCAUCGAAUUUUCUCGAGAAAUUUUUCUUUGGAUGGUGACAGAUCCUCUUCAAAGAGCAAACUGAAAUACGUUUCAUUGCACACAGAUCUGAUUGACGAUUCGAUGUGCUAUCUUAGUGAAGACUACAACUACAAUUUUGGAUUGACAAGCAAAUGGCCAUUGAGGGUCGCGCAUUCGUCGAUUAUUUGGGAAAGUAACCUGCGUGAGCUUGUGCCCGCAAGCAGCAGCAUCUUCACGUUGCACAAGGAAGGUCAAGCAACUUAUUGGUUCCACUGUUUGGAAGAGAUCGCUGUCUCCUCUUCAACACGGUUUCUCUCCUAUGACCCUAAUUGUUUACUAACUAGCGACGGCCCGAUGAGAAACGAUGCCUCACCGACAUUGAUGACUUCAUUGGUUGAUCUUGCUAUAGACUUGUUUGAAACACUGUUUGCUCAUUUGACUAGCAAAAUUCAGUUUUCGUUAUUGGAGCAAAUUCGAAACUCACUCACGGCUAAUCAAGUUGACGAAUUGAGAGUAAGAGCAAUAAUGAUAAAUGUGUCGAUUGCUAUGAAUGGGGUGGCUAAGAACAUGUCGGAAAAUGAGUUGAUUUUAGAGAGUGGUGUUGCAGCGACUCUUAUCGAUGUGGUGAAAAAAGUCAAGCUUCGGAAUGCCGAACUUAUCACUAUUAAUGCUGAGACAGUGGGAUUGAUUUCACGUCUCAUUGACAGGGAUGAAGUGCAUGGUGUCAUAACAAACCUCAUCAACGAUGUGGUCACUGAUCAAAAUCCAUUCCAAAGAGGGUUUUCAGUCCUUUCAAUGGCCAAUAUAUAUUACAGAAGGAAGAUUGGACUUAAAGAAGCUUACAAUAUCUUGGAUCAAUUGAUGAGUGAUCAAAAUCCGGUUGUCUACUACUUUACUUUGCAAAGUCUAGUUAAGAUUUUUGAAGCAAAUUCAGACAUGUCAUCAUUAACACCACAAAUAUUGGAGAGACUUUUACACAAUUAUUUGGAUGAUGGGUUUGGCUAUAGUCUUGCUGAUAAGGUGUCGGUAAAUCUCAAAACAAAGUUUGGCUCAAUUGGGCUUUUGGCAAAGUUGUUGCAGUUGGUGAUUACGUCUUUGGGCCCCGAAUUGCGCGAAUGGCGACCUCAAAAUAAGGAAAUUUUGAGAAACCUCAUAGUCGCUUUGAGCUAUGGUAUCGGGUUGGCAACGUUGGAUGAUUACAUAAAAGUGUACCAACAGUUGAUAGAGCUAUUCAAGGAGUUGAUCAUAUUUGACUCGAAUCUCAUCGAAGGAGAAAUUGACGUUUUUACGAGAUUGUUGAACUUGAUAAUCUCCAAGAACAUAAAAAUUGCUGUGGCUAAUGUUUCUCCAACUUCUUUGAAUGCUGAGUCUAUUUUCCCCUUUACUACCAGUUUUGACUUAUACGCAUCAGCAUACAGUUGUUACUAUGAACUAGUCAAGAUAUUUGGUGUCGGGAUAAUAUCACAAGAAACUGAGUACUUGUUUUGGGUGUCAAUGAAUAUAGUCCCAUGCCCUGAAUUGGAGCGACUCCUUUUACUUUGGAUGGAGUGCAGCUUGGACAAGAAUUGGUUCAGUACUUUAAACAAUUUACUUAAAUCAAGUAUGAAAAAAUUGGUGGACCCAUUUCUUGAAUCAAACUACCAACAAAAACUUUUACCAUUGAGUCAGCGACAAAAAAAACACAGUAAAGCAAAUGUCGUUGAUUUCAAAGAUGAAGAGAACGAGGUCAUUGUUGAUGAGGAUGAGGUUAAAUUGGAAAAGAAUGAGCCCAUCACAUUGCAAUUUAGAGUGUUUAUCUAUGAGGCAUUGAACCAUUUGUUGCAGUUGGCUUACAAGAAUCCGGUGUUGGUUGAACGAUUAAAGAGCAAGAUUGCAGAAAUCGUGAAACUUUCAUUUUUAGGUGCCGCGUCGCCAAUACUUGAUUUGAAAUUGAAGGGGCUUGAUUUGUUGAAUUCUGCGUUGGAAUUGUUUGGUGAUCUUGAAGAUCCGUUGUACCCGGCAUCAUCUAUAUUGGAGCAACAACAAGCUCAAAUAAUCAGUGCAUUGGUUCCUUGCUUUACUCCGGGAAAUGACUACAAGGUAAUUUCCCAUGCAAUUGGUGUUUCCUCCAAGUUUAUCAACUUGCCUCGAAUAAAGUACUAUUCAAAACAGCGAAUUUUGAAGACAUUGAUACAACUAUUGGAGGAGAUCUCGUCUAACAAGUUUUUGAAGUUUGGGUUCUUGGAGGAUAUGUCGGAAUUUGGAAAGAAAAGUAUACAGUUGUCGAUUUUGAAUUGCUGGGCAGUGCUAAGAAUCGAAUCUUAUGAGGAUUCGGAACAAAAUGAGGAGGAGUUUGAGCAAGUGUUGGAGAAAUAUUCCGAGCUAUUGAUAUCCUUGUGGAUAUUGUCUUUGAGGGAGUAUUCCAUUGUCAAAUACAGUGAAUCUUCCAGUAGAGAACUUGAGAUUUAUGGCAAUUAUUGGAUCAAUUUGGUGACGGUCUUGAGUUUAGAAACGGAGACAAAUUUUGCCUUGAUCAAUGACUCGCUUUCCGGAGAUAGCGAAAAUUUCUUUUUUAUAUUGUUCAGUCAGUGUAUUGAGUCCUUGAUCAAAAACAAAAAUGUUGUACCUAUCCUAAGGUCAUUCAACAAGCUUAUGGGUAUAACCACUUUGGUCGAUUUGACAUUCAACGAGCAUAUAUUUGGUGAGUUGAUUGAUGUUAUUGAUCGAUACAUGUUGGUUGAAGAGGAUGCCGAAAUUCAGUGCUUGUUCUUGGACUCGUUGGAAACUGCAUUCAGUACAUAUAUCUCCUCGCAUCAGAAGGAUUUAGAGAGCGGAUUUGACAAAUUGUUUGAAUUGAUUCGUGUCACGAUGAUACCUUUAUUCAAAAUAUUGCCAUUCCUCAAAUCUGACUUUGACACCGUCUCAGACAAUUAUGAAGCUUUACUCAAAAAUGCUGAAACAGCACUGAACCUAUUGAUUUUGAAAAAGACGUUUGAAAAUUUGGUGAGAAUGAUAUCUAUGUUCCCCGAUGUGGUAAAGAAGGAUCUUUACUCGUGUCUUUUGUACAUUUUUGCUAAAGUUUAUGAAAGCAAAAAGGUGUUUUUGAUAUCGGUUAUUCUCCCAUAUUUGAAGCAAGUUGUCAUGGAUUGCACAAAGUUAGGAACUGAUUUAGUUAAGCCAUUCUAUGACAUUAUCUCGAGAUUUUACUCAAUUGAUGCCGAAGUUAACUACACCGUCUUGACUUCAGUGAUUCUUGUGACGUACGGUGGCAUCCAGCUAAGUGCAGAUGAUUCUAGAAAGUUGAGCAGCGGGUUGCUCCAGCUUUUGCUAAAUGAGAACACUGCUUCGUUGAGCUUGCAAUGCAUAAAGUCCCUCAUGAAGGAAAAAGGUUCUCACGUUGACUUUGUUUUGAAAGAUUUGGUGACUGAUGUUGUUCAUAAUCUAACGGGAAUGAACACCAGUAUUGACAUAAGUUCCAAAUUAUCAUUUGAGAUAUUGAUGUUGUACACUAAAGACGUCGUCCAUGACAAAGAGAAGUUGACGGCAAUUUACAGCCUUUUGAUACCUGCAUUAAUUCAAAAGGGUGCCGAGAAUAAGCUAUACACUCGUGAUAAGUUAUUGCUUUUAAUCAAGCAGGAUUCUCUGGUAUUCAAAGAUGUUGUCAAUAGGUACUUGACAGCUUCACAGAAGACUUUGGCUGAAGAGCUUAUAAAGUUGAAAGGAGAUACUCUGGCAGGGAAUGAAACCGAUCCUCAAAUAGAGUUGAAAACGUUUGUGUAG